AUGGAGGAGGUGCCCUCUCCCAGCAGUUCUAGAUCACUCACCUAUCUCCCUAUCAAAGUAAUCCCAUCUCAAGCUUUCAGAGGACUUAAUGAGGUCAUAAAAAUUGAAAUCUCUCAGAGUGAUUCCCUGGAAAAGAUAGAAGCUAAUGCCUUUGACAACCUCCUCAAUUUGUCUGAAAUACUGAUCCAGAACACUAAAAACCUGGUGUACAUUGAGGCCGGAGCAUUUACAAAUCUCCCUCAGUUAAAAUACCUUAACAAUCCCCUAUACUCACUCUGCCCACAUUCCCGUCCUGCCCCAUAUCACAGAAGCAUCUGUAACACAGGCAUCCGCAAGCUUCCAGAUGUUACGAAGAUCUUCUCCUCUGAAUUUAAUUUCAUUCUGGAAAUUUGUGAUAACUUACACAUAACCACUGUACCAGGAAAUGCUUUUCAAGGGAUGAAUAACGAAUCCAUAACGCUAAAACUAUAUGGAAAUGGAUUUGAAGAAAUACAAAGUCAUGCAUUCAAUGGGACAACACUGAUUUCCCUGGAGCUAAAGGAAAAUGCACACCUGGAGAAGAUGCACAACGACGCCUUCCGGGGGGCCACGGGGCCUAGCGUCUUGGAUAUUUCUUCCACUAAACUGCAGGCCCUGCCUAGCUAUGGGCUAGAGUCCAUUCAGACACUAAUUGCCACAUCAUCCUAUUCUCUGAAAAAACUGCCAUCAAGAGAAAAAUUUACCAACCUCCUAGAUGCCACAUUGACUUACCCCAGCCACUGCUGUGCUUUUAGGAACUUGCCAACAAAAGAGCAGAAUUUUUCAUUUUCCAUUUUUAAAAACUUUUCCAAACAAUGUGAAAGCACAGCAAGGAGACCAAAUAAUGAAACACUUUAUUCCGCCGUCUUUGCUGAGAGUGAACUGAGUGGCUGGGAUUAUGACUAUGGUUUCUGCUUACCCAAGACACUCCAGUGUGCUCCUGAACCAGACGCUUUCAAUCCCUGUGAAGACAUUAUGGGCUAUGACUUCCUUAGAGUCCUGAUUUGGCUGAUUAAUAUCCUGGCCAUCGUGGGGAAUGUGACUGUCCUCUUUGUCCUCCUGACUAGUCGCUAUAAACUCACAGUGCCCCGCUUUCUCAUGUGCAACCUCUCCUUUGCAGACUUGUGCAUGGGGCUCUACCUGCUCCUCAUUGCCUCAGUCGAUGCCCAAACCAAAGGCCAGUACUAUAACCACGCCAUAGAGUGGCAGACAGGGAGCGGGUGCAGCGCGGCCGGCUUUUUUACUGUUUUUGCAAGUGAACUCUCUGUCUACACCCUCACAGUCAUCACACUAGAAAGAUGGCACACCAUCACCUAUGCUAUUCAACUGGACCAAAAGCUGCGACUGAAACAUGCCAUUCCACUCAUGCUCGGAGGAUGGCUCUUUGCUUCUCUCAUUGCCACGCUGCCUCUUGUGGGUGUCAGCAGUUACAUGAAGGUCAGCAUUUGCCUCCCCAUGGAUGUGGAAACCACCCUCUCCCAGGUCUACAUCUUAACCAUCCUGAUUCUCAAUGUGCUGGCCUUCAUCAUCAUUUGUGCUUGCUACAUUAAAAUUUAUUUCGCAGUUCAAAAUCCAGAGCUGAUGGCUGCCAACAGAGAUACAAAGAUUGCUAAGAAAAUGGCGGUCCUCAUCUUCACCGAUUUCACCUGCAUGGCACCAAUCUCUUUCUUUGCCAUCUCAGCUGCCUUCAAAGUGCCCCUCAUUACAGUAACCAACUCAAAGGUUCUACUGGUUCUCUUUUAUCCUGUCAAUUCAUGCGCCAAUCCGUUUCUAUAUGCAAUUUUCACGAAGGCAUUCCGAAGGGAUUUCUUUCUGUUGCUGAGCAAAUUUGGCUGCUGUAAGUAUCGAGCUGAACUUUAUAGGAGGAAGGAUUUUUCAGCUUAUAUCUCCAACUGCAAAAAUGGCUUCACUGGAUCAAAUAAGCCUUCCCGGUCUACCUUGAAGUUGACCACAUUACAAUGUCAAUAUUCUGCUGUCCUGGACAAGGCUUGCUGUAAGGAGUGUUAACUGUGAUAUCAGUAAACACAUCACCGAAUUAUACUUAAAUAUGUAAAAAAUUUAUCUCUACCAGUAAUAUUAACAAAGAGUUGGUUCAGGAAAUUAUGUGUUAGGCACAUCAGGAAAAAAAAAGACUCUACCUAGCUCAAAAUGUGAUCCAUGACCACGGCCGGUCUAAAAACUAUUUGUCACUGGCACAUGAUAACAAUACAGAGUGUUUAGAAACUUUUACAGCAAUUUUGACAGAUUAAUUUUAUGUCUGCUGUAUCUAUUUCAAAAAUGAGAUGGUGUUUUGUAUGACUGUAAUUUUUUUCUCAUUUCAUCCUUGCAGUAAUUUUUAUUGCAUUUUUACAAAAAUAUUGGUCCAUAAGAGAUUUGAAAUUUGAAAUAACUAGUCUUUUUCCUCAGACUGUUUGAGAAGUAUAGACUCUGGAGAUGCACUGUCCAAUCUGGUACCUACCAGACACAUGUAGCUAAAUUAAGCUGAAUUAAAAAUGUGUCUUCUCAAUUGCACUAGGAACAUUUCAAGUGCUCAACACCCAUACAUAACCUGUGGUUACUAUAUUGAACAACACAUAUACAGAACAGUUUGAUCAUCACAGAAAGUUCUAUUGGACAGUGCUGUCCUAGACAUUUAUUUAUCCCAUAUGUAGAUUCUGGAUUUAAUAAUUAUUAAAAUUUUAAAUUAUACUAUUUAAAAUUAAUAUAAAGUAAGUAUCUAAAGGCACAUUUCAUCCUGUUGGUCUGGUGUUUAGUCUCUAAAGAACAGUGAAGCAUUAAAUAGUAGACUAUAAACUCCUUGUGGGUAGGAACCCUGUCUCAAUUUUGCUUCCUUAUCUCCUAGCUCAGGGUCUCAGCAAUAGCAUGCAACAAAUGUGCUGAAUGACACUGAAGUUAAGAAAUCUACAAGGAAAAAAAAAUAUCUUCUUUUUCUUUCUAGGGCCCUAUCUUUUAUGGAAGUAAAAUAAAAUGCUUAAAUAUUUUAAAAUAUUUUACUUUCAUAGUUUCUAUCUGAAAGUAUUGAAAAUAUAUCCAAUAUUUGCUAGAAGGUAUUUAUCAGAAUUGACUCUUAUAGGACAGUAAAAUUAUGGCUUUAAUUGCAAUGUUUUUGUAAGUUCCUUUGACACUAUAAAGUAACUUAUUAAAAGUUUAUUAUAUGCCAAGCAUCUUGAUAAGUAUUUUAUAUAAUUCAACCCACUGAAUCUUCAUAAAACUCUAUGAUGAAGAUAUUAUUCACAUUUUAGAAGAGAGGAAAGCUCAGUACAAUUUGCCCAAGUUCUCGAAACUAAUAAAAGCUUCAACUAAUAAGAUUCAAACUCAAAGUUCUGAUUCAGGACCCCAGCCUUUUAACACUGUUUUACUACCUCCCAUAUUGGUAAAUCACAGCCAUCCAAAAGUUUAAUAUGUGUUCAAAGUUCUUUUAAUUUCAUCCAACAUUUUAUUGUGACAUUUUCAAAUAUAUGAAAAUUUGAAAUAAUUGUACAGUGCACACCCAUAUACUGAGACUCAACAUUUUACUAUAUUGAUUUAGAAAAUAUAUGAUAAGAAAAAUAGUUCUAUAUAAUUAUUAAUAUCUAUCCAGUAUUUAUCCAUCCAUCAUUUCUGAUGCAAUUUAAGUUACAAACAUCAGUAUUUGUCAGCCCUUAAACUCUUCAGCAUGCUUAUCAUUAACUGAAGUUUAAUAUUUGUUUACAUAUUUAAGGUACAAUUUAAAUAUGAUGAAAUAGACAAACCCUAAGCAUACCAUUUAAUGCAUUUUGAGAAAUGUAUACACCCAUGUAACCCAAACCUUCAUGAAGAUACAGAACACUCACCCUCAGAAAGUUUUCUCAUGUCACAUCCUAAUUAAUCCCUCACCUCUGCCCUACAAGAGUAAUAAUGCAUACAUGCUAAGCUGUUUUAACAUGUCCAACUCUUUGCAACCCCACGGACUGGAGCCCUCCAGGCUCUUCUGUCCGUGAGCUUCUCCAGGCA
Odocoileus virginianus texanus is the source of this 3990-nucleotide messenger RNA. NCBI's taxonomy places the organism in Eukaryota, Metazoa, Chordata, Mammalia, Artiodactyla, Cervidae. The record is from RefSeq and is a predicted model, not a curated record.